GCGACAUGGGUCAAAGUUCAGGCAACGGCGAUUUCGUCACUGGCGGAGAAAAAGAAUUAAAACGGAUUUAAUGUGAUUUAGAGUCACAUUAUUACUUUUUAUUAUCUGGUCGGUUUGUAUUUUAAUUAGGAAGGAAGUGAAUAAAUAAAAGAUAACGAGAUCGGAGAGGCGGAGAAACAAAAGGGCGAGAUCGAAGGAGCUAUUUCCCAUUAAAGGAAAGAAAAAGGGCAGGCGGCAGCGGGGGAGAGGCCGGGGGCGAUGGAGGAGAGGGAGGAGCAUGUGUUCAUCGCAAAGCUCGCGGAGCAGGCGGAGAGAUACGAUGAAAAUUCUACUUGAUUCUUGUGAUGGGACCAUGGGGUACUUGAUAGAUUCGUGUCAACACAUUUUAGCAAAGGACAGGGGAAUUUGUGGAAAUGGUAGAGCAUAUCAAAAUAAUUGCCAGAAUGGAUAUUGAGCUGACACCAGAGGAGAGAAACAUACUAGCAGUGGGCUAUAAGAAUAUGAUUGAUGCAAGAAGGGCAUCACGGAGAACCCUGUAUUCACUUGAACAGAAAGAAGUGGCAAUGGGAAGUGAGCAAAAUGCAAGGAUGGUAGUAGAUUAUAGGAAGAGUGUUGAGGAUGAGCUGACAAGGAUUUGCAAUGAACUUCUAUCUGUAAUUGCUAUCCACAUCCUUCCAUCUUCCACUGCUGGUGAAUCAAUUGUUUUCUUUUACAAGAUGAAAGGAGAUUAUUACCGCUAUUUAGCAGAAUUUAAGACUGGAAAUGAACGAAAUGAAGCUGCUGAUCAGUCACUUAAAGCUUAUCAGGCUGCUACAAGUACAGCUAUGACUGAGCUUCCGCCCAAUCAUCCAAUAAGGCUUGGCCUUGCUCUGAAUUUCUCAGUAUUUUACUAUGAAAUCAUGGAUUCACCUGAGAGGGCAUGCCAUCUGGCUCAAGAAGCUUUUGAUAAGGCUCUUCCGGAACUCAACACCCUUAGUGAAAUCUCUUACAAAGAGAGUACACUUAUUUUACAGAUUCUUAGAGAUAAUCUGACAUUGUGGACUCCGAAUCUACCAGGAGUUGGUGUCAUUGCAGGUGGCAACUCCAAAGACAUCGACACUGUGAAUUAAAGGAGCUUUGCACAACUGAACCUUUCUGCUAAUUGCAGGUGGAUGCAAUAGCUGAACAGCGGUUCCGAGGCCUUAAUGCUUUCGAGUUCAAAUCUAGCUCUUGGUAAACCUAGUACUUUCUCAAGUGGCUUCUUUUUUCCUUUUGGUCAAGUGGCACACGAGUUUGUUCAAUCUUUUGACGAUAUUCAAGCGUACUGUUCUCGGGAUAGACCUCUGUUGUAGUUUCAUAUAAACUAUAAGUUGGGUUGACAUUACAGUUUUGCUGAUCAAGAGAUGUUUUGGCCCUCUUGUUCAGAGUGUGAUGGAUAUUUGCUACAACAAACUGGCAGACUUGAAUUUCUGGAUUUAAUUAAUGCAUUAUCAAAUGGUCUGUGGCA
Messenger RNA from Zingiber officinale, 1486 nucleotides. Its product is annotated as 14-3-3 protein 7-like. Gene Ontology annotation, cellular component: cytoplasm. The transcript is spliced from 8 exons. Gene Ontology annotation, biological process: signal transduction. Bases 414 to 1109 code for a protein of 231 amino acids. The record is from RefSeq and is a predicted model, not a curated record. Lineage: Eukaryota; Viridiplantae; Streptophyta; Magnoliopsida; Zingiberales; Zingiberaceae.